Angiostrongylus costaricensis is the source of this 312-nucleotide messenger RNA. The record is from the annotation of a GenBank genome assembly. Lineage: Eukaryota; Metazoa; Nematoda; Chromadorea; Rhabditida; Metastrongylidae.
AUGUCUGAACGUGAAAAAGGAGGCAAAGGACGAGGUAGAGGAGGCGCUAAACGCCAUCGUCAAGUGUUCGAGAACAGCAUGCAAGGGAUCACCAAGCAGGCAAUUUGUCGUUUGGCUCGUCGCGCUGGAGUGAUGCGCAUCUCAGGGCUUGCAUAUGAAGAAAUUCGGGAAGUUCUGAAGGUGUUCCUCAACAACGUGAUACGUGAUGCGAUGAUCCACUGUGUACAGGCGAGGAGAAAGACCGUAACGGCUGUGGAUGUGGGCUAUGCUCUGAAGCGCCGUGGGCUUACGCUGAACUGUUUCGGAGGAUAG